Molecule: messenger RNA, 1131 nt
Organism: Elgaria multicarinata webbii
Lineage: Eukaryota; Metazoa; Chordata; Lepidosauria; Squamata; Anguidae
Gene: GPR25
Product: G protein-coupled receptor 25
Exons: 1
Coding region: 1-1131 (376 amino acids)
Biological process (GO): calcium-mediated signaling; positive regulation of cytosolic calcium ion concentration; cell chemotaxis
Cellular component (GO): external side of plasma membrane; membrane
Molecular function (GO): C-C chemokine binding; C-C chemokine receptor activity
Source: RefSeq, a predicted model, not a curated record
AUGGAAGCUGCUCAGUUGGAGACUGGAUCAGUGAUAACCGAAAGCUGGAAUAGUGGCUCUGAAUCAUCCAUUACAGACUACUAUGACUCAAACAUUACAAAUGAUGACACCUGCAUCUUGAAAGAAAUGCCAUUUGCCUACAUCUUUAUCCCCACCUUCUACAUCAUUACUUUCCUGGUUGGUUUCUUUGGGAACCUGUUGGUGAUCCUGCUGAUGGCACGAAAACAAGGCAGCAAGAGGUUGGUGGACACCUUUGUCCUCAACCUGGCCAUAGCUGACCUGGUCUUUGUCUGUACUUUGCCUUUCUGGGCUGUAUCAGAGGCUCUCAGCUACUGGUGCUUUAGUGAAGGGUUAUGCAAGUUCAGUAGCUAUGCUCUCUCUGUGAACCGUUACUCUAGCAUGUUGUUCCUGACGGGCAUGAGCGUGGAACGUUUUCUUGUGAUUUCCAAGCACUGGGAUUCAAAGUCCAUCGGAACUAAGAAGAGCACAGGCAUAAGCUGUGGUUGCAUCUGGCUGGUCUCCCUUCUGUUGGGAAUACCAUCUCUGGUCUACAGAAAGCUGAUCCUUGUGGGAAAAAACAAAUCUUUAUGUCAGGACGAGGAGCCCUCUCCCACCUUCAAUUUGGUUAUACUUGCCUUGACUUUCCUGCUGCCUUUGGGAAUUAUCUUGUUCUGUUAUUGCUCCAUUUCCUCCAAGCUUCGGGGCCAUGUCAGCUUAGGCAAGAGGAGAAACAAUGCUCUUAAAAUCAUCUUCGCCAUCAUUGGAGCAUUCAUCUGUUCUUGGCUGCCCUUCAACACCAUCAAGGCAUACUUCAUCUUCAUCAUAACGCAGGACAUUGGUCUCUCUUGCCAAGCGUUGAUGGCUCUCAAGUGGGCGCUGCCCAUCAGUGUUUGCCUGGCUUUCACAAACAGCUGCAUUAACCCUGUCAUCUAUGUCUUUAUGGAUCAGCAUUUCCAACAGCAGGUGUGGAAGAACUUCCCCUCUUUUUGUAGAAAAAGGGAAAAUAUGCAAAGCUCUGCUCUCUCUUUUUCAUCUACAGAGUCAAGCCUCCUGUUUGCCAGUAGGAAGAAGCUCAAACCAGCCCUAUCUACCCAGAUAGGAGACCCAAAUAGUAGAGGGACAGGUUUAUAA